Molecule: messenger RNA, 411 nt
Organism: Phragmites australis (common reed)
Lineage: Eukaryota; Viridiplantae; Streptophyta; Magnoliopsida; Poales; Poaceae
Product: probable E3 ubiquitin-protein ligase ATL44
Exons: 1
Coding region: 1-411 (136 amino acids)
Source: RefSeq, a predicted model, not a curated record
AUGACCGAGCCAUGGUGUCCCACCGACUCGCGCAUACUCCUCGGCGUCCUCGCGGGCCUCGCGGUAAUCGGCGCCUUCUUCUGGGCCCUGCGCCGCGCGCAGCACGGCGCGGACGGCGCCGUCUCGGCGGCGGGGGGAAAGCACGAAGGGCUGCUGAACAAGGACGUCGUCGCCGCCCCCGCGGGCGGCCAGGCCCCGGAGCCGGACAGCGGCGACGUGCCGCUCUGCGCGAUCUGCAAGGCGCGGCUCGCGGACGCGGCGGGCUGGGGCCCGUGCCGGCGCCUGCGGCCGUGCGGGCACGUCUACCACGCGGAGUGCAUCGGCAUGUGGCUCGAGCGGAAGUGGAUCUGCCCGGUGUGCCGGGCCGGCGUCGUCGCGUCGCGGACGGAGAUCAUCGACGCGAUGGUGUGA